Clunio marinus is the source of this 342-nucleotide messenger RNA. The record is from the annotation of a GenBank genome assembly. NCBI's taxonomy places the organism in Eukaryota, Metazoa, Arthropoda, Insecta, Diptera, Chironomidae.
AUGGGCAUCAAUCUCAUUUUUAACUCAAUCUUUGAUAAAGUUGACUUAGAAGUAGAUUCUCAUCUUACUCAUCAUCACCUACUUACCUUUAUUUAUUCCUUAAGAGCUUUAAAUAUUAAUGAUCUUUAUAAAAAAUGUAAAGAAAUUUCAAUAGAAUAUUUUAUGAGCGUUUGUAAAUGGAAAAAUCAUGAAAGCGGAAGCAUGAAAACGAAUGUCGUACCAUACGAAGAAAAAAAAUCUGCUAACGAAGCAAAGCGAAUUGUGGCAAUAGAGACUAAAACUUUUCUAUUCCCCAGAUCCAUUCAACGGGAAAUGAGCAAAAACAUUUUCAUUAAAUUCUAA